GCUGCGCGGGGUCCUCGCGCGCCGCCCACGUGGGCCCAGGCCGAGCCCGGUUCUCCCGGUCCCGCCGCGCCCGCCCGUGCCCGCGCCUCGCCGCGCGCCAUGGCCGCCGCCGGGGGGCUGCUCCUCCGCGCUGCCGAGUCCCCGGCCGCCGCCGCCCCCGCCCCCGCCCCCGAGACGCUCACGGGACCCCGCCGGGCCCAGGCGAGGCGGGUGAGUUCUGCCCCGGCUUCGGAGCCGUCCGCACCUGAGGCCCGGCCCGCCGCACCUCGCGAGCGGCCGCCUCGCCGCUGGCAAGCAGAGGCUACCAAAAGAAAGUACCGAGCAUCCAGUGAGGCUCCCCCAGCGAAGCGGAGGAACGCGGCGGCGUUUCUCCCAGCCAAGAAAGCUGCUGCUGAAGAAGCACAAAGGACUUUUAAGGGGAAGGCACAGAAAACAUUUUCUCCGAAUGAAUCUUUGGUUGGCGUGAGCGGUAAAAACCGAGAGCAGAAACCAUGCAUUAGGACUUCUUCGUUAUUUAAAAACAACCCCGAAAUUCCAGAGCUCCACAGACCUGUAGUAAAGCAGGUGCGAGAACAGGUGUUCACCUCAGACGCUUUUCACAAACUGGACCUCCACCCACAUUUAAUUUCCACGAUAAAUACGGUCUUAAACAUGACUAGCAUGACCAGCGUUCAGAAGCAAAGUAUUCCCGUGUUGCUGGAGGGCAGAGAUGCUCUGGUGAGGUCUCAGACGGGCUCAGGUAAAACGCUUGCCUACUGUAUCCCUGUGGUCCAGUCUCUUCAAGCAAUGAAAUCAAAAAUACAGCGCAGCGAUGGCCCCUAUGCCCUGGUGCUGGUGCCAACGAGAGAGCUGGCUCUGCAAAGCUUCAACACUGUCCAGAAACUGCUUAAGCCGUUCACCUGGAUCGUGCCUGGGGUGCUCAUGGGCGGAGAGAGGAAGAAAUCCGAAAAGGCCAGACUCCGCAAAGGAAUAAAUAUCCUUAUCUCGACUCCUGGGCGACUGGUGGAUCAUAUCAAAUCCACAAAGAACAUUCAUUUUAGUCGGAUACGGUGGCUGAUUUUGGAUGAAGCAGACAGAAUCCUGGAUUUGGGUUUUGAAAAGGAUAUCACAGUGAUACUCAAUGCCGUGAAUGCCGAGCGCCAGCAACGACAAAACGUGUUGCUGUCGGCCACACUCACAGAAGGUGUGACGCGGCUGGCUGAUAUCAGCUUGCGUGAUCCGGUCCGGAUUUCUGUCCUGGAUCAGCACCACGGGCAGUCUGACCCGGAGCGAGGCACACUUCCCGAGGUUUCCCCUCUACCACCUGACGAUGAGCUGGACAGCUUCGCGAUUCCAGGAAGUCUUGAUCAGCAUGUGACGCUGGUUCCCAGCAAACUGAAGCUCGUCUCCCUGGCGGCCUUCAUCCUGCAGAAGUGCAAGUUUGAGAAAGACCAGAAGAUGAUCAUCUUUUUCUUGAGCUGUGAGCUGGUGGAGUUCUAUUACCGCCUCUUCCUCCGGACCCUGCCAGCCUGCUCAGGGGCGCCCGCGUCACGGCAGCCACCAUCUGCCUCCACGAGAUUCAAAUUCCUGCGGCUGCACGGCAACAUGGAGCAGGAGGAAAGAACAGCGGUGUUCGAAGAAUUCUCACAUUCCAAGACCGGCAUCCUCCUCUGCACGGAUGUUGCAGCUCGGGGUUUGGAUCUCCCUCAAGUCACGUGGAUUGUUCAGUACAACGCUCCGUCUUCGCCUGCUGAAUACAUCCACCGGAUUGGGAGAACCGCCCGGAUUGGCUGCCAUGGGAGCAGCCUGCUCAUCUUGGCUCCUUCGGAGGCAGAAUAUGUCAACUCGUUGGCUUCUCACAAAAUCAACGUGUCUGAGAUUCACGUGGAAGACAUUUUGUCUGUUCUGACAAGGGACGGUUGUUUGAAAGGGAGCCGACGGGGAACCCAGGUGCUGAAGGGUGUUCAUGGUCAUCAUCAGCUAGUAGCAGAUGUAGAGUUCCAAGUCCAGACUCAGCGACACGAAACCCGGUGCUUGUUGCUGUGGCACCGGCGAACGUUAGCCUCUGCCUGCUGGCCAGAAAAAUCCCGUGCCGCUGGCCCCCAGGAAAUCCGACAGCGAGCCACGGUCUUGCAGACGGUAUUUGAAGAUUACGUGCACUCCAGUGAGAGGCGGGUCUCCUGGGCAAAGAAAGCUCUGCAGUCCUUCAUUCGAGCCUAUGCAACCUACCCCCGGGAGCUGAAGCACAUCUUCCACGUCCGAUCGCUGCACCUUGGUCAUGUGGCUAAGAGCUUUGGGCUGAGAGAUGCCCCCCAAAAUCUUGGUGUCUCGGCUGUAAAGAGAAGAAAAGGAAACCUGAACAGGCCUGACCUUCAUAAGAAGACCCGGGGUAAACACCGCCUUGCUGAAAUCUUGCGUUCAGAAUACUCAAGUGGGAUUGAGGCCAGCGUCGCCAAGGUCAAAAAGCAAAACAAACACGCGGCGCCCGGCAGCCAGCCAUGCAGAGCCAUCCGCACCGGGCGCCCAGCCUCGGCCGUGGGAAAACAGAAGCAGCACUCUCCGUGCAACGGAAAAACCCAGAGAGACUGACUGGGGGCCGAGACUUCCCAAAAAAGUUUUUUGGUUUUUUGUUUUCAGCUCUGCCUCCACAGGCCUGGGGCUUGGGGUGGAUCCUGGAGGCCCGGAGACCUGGGCUGAUGGCCCUGUUCUUGUCAGGAGCAUUGUGGGAAAGCCUGGUGCCCACCCCCCGCCCCCCUUGCCCUGAAGACAAGCCCCUGACCCAGAGAAGCCAGGCCCUUAUCCCGUGGGGGGCGGGGGUCAGCAUAGUGUAGACCAGCCAAUCAGUGCACCAGAGCUGCACCCUCCCCCCCACCCCCAGCCUCCAGCAAGAGCCUGGUGGUGUGAGUGGCAGCGGGAGGGCCCCAUCCUGCCUCCUGGUGACAGUGUUCUGAAGGUGUCUCAAAGUUUUACUUUAGUUGCCCCAUCAACACAUUGCUUAACACGAAUUUUGUAAAAUAGCGUUGUUAAAACUGGGAUGCAAUUUGCCAAAGAAGAGGGUAAAGAUCAACACGUUUUCUCGAUGUACAAGUGCUUUGUUCAGAGGGCUGACUGGUUUUGGCGUGGGUCGGAAGCCUCCGGGUCCGUCCGAAGGCAGCUCCAGGCCCCACGUCGCAUUCACGUGCCUGGCCGCCUCUUUUAUGUCCUCGGAAAACUUCCUGUCUCAUGGCUGAUGGAUUUACUGGUGCCUUUUUUAUUUAUUUAUGCUUUUUACUGUUGCCUUUCUAUUCUUUGCCUUUGAAGUCAAAAGGCUCCAGUCUCCCGAGCAUUUUCUCCCAUAAAGUCCCAUCUUGCCUUCAAGUCUGGGGUCCGGGGGUCCUUGUAGUGUGGCCCAGGUCACAGCUGUCCCUCCCCCACUGUGUUGCCCCAGAGGUUUGAAAGCGGCCCCCCGGGGGCGGACCGGUUGCCAGAUUUGGAUGCGGGGAUUCCAGAGGCGUCCGAAGGAGAAGGGCCAGAGCUCAGCACCUCUGUGCCGGGAGGUGCUUUGUUCUCUCUGUCUUCUCGGGAUUCCUCGUCUUCCAACUCCUGUGAUGGAUGAUGAGGCCCCCACUUCAGUAACCAACCCUCCAGAUCCACAGGAACCAAGUGGCCAGGAGCGGAUGAGAGUGCUGCGAGAUGGGCGGUCUGCAGGGUCCACAGAGGGGCCAGCGUCCUUGCCUCCGACCCUCUCUGGCAGUGGAGGGUAGCUCGCACCGACACCAGAGGCCCCAGGGAGAGGGCGAGUGUGAGCCCAGUGAGCACUAAUCCUCUGCGGGAGGGAAAAUAGGACCUUCUCACGAGGGCUGUCACAUACGAAUUCUUAGGGACGGUUGGUGAAGUUUCUAACAACAACAACAGUAAUAAUAAAGCCCUGUAGCACUUGUCAAGCGGA
Molecule: messenger RNA, 3907 nt
Organism: Leopardus geoffroyi (Geoffroy's cat)
Lineage: Eukaryota; Metazoa; Chordata; Mammalia; Carnivora; Felidae
Gene: DDX31
Product: DEAD-box helicase 31
Exons: 21
Coding region: 100-2568 (822 amino acids)
Biological process (GO): ribosome biogenesis
Cellular component (GO): nucleus
Molecular function (GO): ATP binding; nucleic acid binding
Source: RefSeq, a predicted model, not a curated record